Molecule: messenger RNA, 1295 nt
Organism: Daucus carota subsp. sativus
Lineage: Eukaryota; Viridiplantae; Streptophyta; Magnoliopsida; Apiales; Apiaceae
Product: hydroxyphenylpyruvate reductase
Exons: 2
Coding region: 48-1010 (320 amino acids)
Cellular component (GO): cytosol
Molecular function (GO): NAD binding; hydroxypyruvate reductase [NAD(P)H] activity; glyoxylate reductase (NADPH) activity
Source: RefSeq, a predicted model, not a curated record
GAAAAUCGACCAAGUGCAUUUACACAUACAACUCAAGUCCAGAAGAAAUGGAAAAAAACAGCGAGAUAGGAGUAUGGAUGACAUGUCCCAUGUCAACAUACCUCCAAGACCAACUCGCCCAAAGAUUCUCCGUCUACAAACCCUGGAAUAUUCCGUCACCGUCAAACCCAGAUUCCCUCCGGCCUCACUCUCCGUCCAUCCGAGCGUUAGUCGGUAACGGCAACUACGGAGCCAAUGCUGAGCUGAUCGAGUCGCUGCCAAGUCUCGAGAUCAUCGCGAGCCACAGCGUGGGCUUGGACCAGAUUGAUCUGGGAAAGUGUAAAGAGAGAGGGAUUAAAGUUAGUUACACUCCGGAUGAGUUGACUGAUGAAGUUGCUGAUUUGGCUGUGGGCCUUGCGUUGGCUACUUUGAGGAAGAUUUGUUGGUGUGAUGGGCUUGUUAAGAGUGGGUUUUGGAGCAGGGGUGGGCAGUUCGGGUUGGGGACUAAGUUCAGCGGCAAAUCAGUUGGCAUUAUAGGAUUGGGAAGAAUUGGAUUAGCAAUUGCUAAGCGAGUUGAAUCAUUUGGUUGUACAAUUAGUUACUGUUCCAGAUCACAGAAGAUGGAUUCGGGAUACAGAUACUACGCACAUGUUAUUGAUUUGGCCUCUAAUUGUCAGAUUCUUAUUGUUGCAUGCGCACUGACAAGUGAAACAUAUCAUAUCAUCAAUCGUCGAGUGAUUGAUGCCUUAGGUUCAGAAGGUGUUGUCAUUAACAUUGGGAGAGGAGCUCAUAUUGAUGAGCCUGAGCUCGUUUCAGCUCUUGUUGAACAUCGACUGGCUGGUGCUGGGCUCGAUGUGUUUGAGCACGAGCCUGAAGUUCCAGAGCAGCUGUUUGGGCUUGAUAAUGUAGUCCUCUCGCCUCAUAGGGGAUCUGCCACAGAAGAAACACGUAAAAGCAUGGCUGAUCUCAUCAUCGCAAACUUGGAGGCUCAUUUUUCGGGCAAACCACUGCCAACUCCAGUUCUCUUCUAGAGCUACACCAAGAAAUAACUUCUGGACCUCUCAUCGAGUUGCAUCUUAAACCUGAAGUUCUGGACCAGCUGUUAAUGUAAGGCUAUAUUUCAUUUAUAGUUGGAUAAAUAAGAGCAGGGGAAUUAAAUCGUUUACAGACCAAAUAUGUGAAGUUGUUCUUUGUACAACCACAUUGUAGUAUAAACUAUGGUGAUAACUUCGACACAUAAAAGCUUAUUCAUCUUAGUUACUCUCUCCGUCCCUCUUGUUUCUUUAUACCGGGGACAGGAGAGACUUUAUCUUAUA